Messenger RNA from Python bivittatus (Burmese python), 1358 nucleotides. RefSeq names its product neuritin-like. Gene Ontology annotation, biological process: nervous system development; neuron projection extension. Gene Ontology annotation, cellular component: plasma membrane. NCBI's taxonomy places the organism in Eukaryota, Metazoa, Chordata, Lepidosauria, Squamata, Pythonidae. The record is from RefSeq and is a predicted model, not a curated record.
GCGCCGGCGGAGCUUGGCCAGGGCCACUUUCCCGCCUUGUCCUGCUCGUCGGGAGGUCGAGAAGCCCCUCGGGUUCUCCCCAGGGAAGAGGAAUGGGCGGGCUGUCGGCGGCGGGGACCGAGUUUACCCGGAGCCCCUGAACAAGGCAGCGACAGCGGCGACAAUGGCACUCCGCCCCGGCACGGCGCUGCUGCUCAUCGCGCUGGGGUACCUGCUCAAGACUGCAGAAACUCAGUGUGAAAAUAUUUAUCAAGAUUUCUCUGGCUGCAUCUUAAAAUUAGGAGAGAACAUGGCCAGAUAUGAAGAAGAAGCUGCAGAAGACAAAGAAAAUCAGAGUCUGCUGCAAGGAUUGCAGGUUGUUUGUGGAUAUUGGAAUGAAUUUCACAGUUGUGCGAUGGCUACACUUUGGGUGUGCCAGAAGGAGAUGGUGACUGUCUGGGAAAAGUUGAAAAAGGAAUCUAGAAAAAUCAAAUUUGAAGGCAAUCUUUUUGACCUCUGCAUCUCCAGUAACUACCAGAAUUUAUGUUCAACACAGAUCCCAACCCUUUUUUUGUUAGGCAUCACUCUGAUGCUCAUUUGGCUCAAUUUAUGAAGGCAUCAGCUCUGCAGUUUCGUACAAAUGGACAUAUAUUUCUUUCUCUUAAUAUUUGGUAAAUAUUGUUUGUGGCUUUUGUUUGCUUCUUUAGUGAGUACUUGAUUGUGGGUAACAGAAUUUCCUAACAUUUACUUUUUCUAGUGAAACCAAUUAUUAAUUUGGCAAGUGCUCCAACUGAAUUUUGAUUAUCUGAAGUUAUGCAUGCCUUAAGGAUCUCAGAAUUAAAUUACUAAAGUGGCUUCCGUAGGAAAUUGUGGCAGAAGUGGAAUGGUGUCACUAGAUUUUGUCUCUUGGCCUGCUAAUUAGGGUGUGCUCUGAUAAGCCUUCCACUUACAAUUGUUGUAUUGACUUCUACAUCUAAAGAACUUUCUAGCAGCUUUCUUUUUGUAUAUAGUGUAAACAUAGUAAUUUCUAGAUUACACUUUUAGGACAGAAAAUACUGGGGAACUCAAGAGGGUAGCAUGAGGCUUUAGAAGAACUGGAUUCUCUCAGCAAAACAAAUGCUGGUUUCAUUAUGUCCCUGAAAUGAGCUCCCCAAAAUGUCCAAAGGAAGAUCAAAGUGCUGGUAACAGACUGAUGACUGACAUGUUAUAGCAGUAUUUGAAGGAAUGUAUCAUGUUGGCUUAUGACUUCAGAACUCAGAACUAAAUAUGGUUAAUAGAAUCCCUGAGGUAGCUUAAGGGAGAACAUCUGAACCCUUAUUUAUAUAUAUUUACAAGGAAUAAAGCUGUGAUACCCUCUUUCCCCCAUUCUUGACAACCAG